AUGCCUCGCGAUCCGCUCAUUGGCCUGGUAGGCAAACCCUCGGCGGGCAAGAGCACAACGCUGAACAGCCUCACAGACGCUUCAUCCAAAGUCGGCAACUUUCCUUUCACAACCAUCGAUCCCCAGCGGGCGAUUGGCUACCUCCAAAUAGACUGCGCGUGCGCGCGGCACAAGGUCUCGGACCGCUGCAGACCCAACUACGGCGCGUGCGUCGACGGCCGCCGCUCCGUGCCGAUAGAACUCCUCGACGUGGCCGGCCUGGUGCCGGGGGCGCACCAGGGCCGCGGCCUAGGCAACAAGUUCCUUGACGACCUCCGCCACGCCGACGCCCUCAUCCACGUCGUCGACGCGUCCGGCACCGUCGACGCCGAGGGCAAGGAGACCAGGGGCUACGACCCUUCCGUCGACAUUGCCUGGCUGCGAAGCGAGAUCGUGGCCUGGAUCCUCGGCAACCUGAUGCAGAAGUGGCCGAGCGUGCGACGGCGGCACGUCGCCGUCAAGGCCACAGCCGCGGAAACCCUGCAGGGCCAGUUCUCCGGAUACGGCGCCACGUCCACCGUGGUCGGCCGCACGCUUGACCGCGCCGCCGUCAAGGAAGGCCUCGAGGAGUGGUCCGACGACACCGUCGCCCGCGUGGUCAACGCCUUUGUCGACGAAAAGUUCCCCACCGUCAUCGCCCUCAACAAGAUCGACCACCCGGACGCCGACAAGAACAUUGCCAAAAUCGCCAAGAUGCAGGACCCCGAGACCCUCGUCCUCUGCUCCGCCAUCUCCGAGAUCUUCCUCCGCAAGAUGGCCAAGCAGGGGUACGUACGGUACGUCGAGGGGAGCGACUUUGUCGACACGCGCGAGGAUCUCAUUGAGCAGGGGGACCCCGAGGGCGGCGGCCUCAAGGAGCUGGACGACAAGAAUCGGAACCGCAUAGAGAACCUCAAGGACAUGGUGCUGUAUCGCUUCGGGUCAACGGGCGUCGUGCAAGUCUUGACGAGGGCAGCCGAGAUGCUGGGCCUCGUGCCUGUGUUCCCGGUGCGGAAUACCGCGACGUUUAGCUCGGGGGCGUCCGAGUCCAAGUUCGUCUUUAGAGAUUGCGUGCUGGUCAAGAAGGGGUCGACAGUGGGUGACGUCGCCAAAAAGGUCAUGGGUGAUGCGCCGAUUGCCUAUGUCGAAGGGAUCGGGGGGCUGAGAGUUGCAGAGGACGAUCAUGUUGCUGUUGGGAAGAAUGAUAUUCUAUCAUUCAAGGUGGGUCGUGGCUAG
Molecule: messenger RNA, 1254 nt
Organism: Ustilaginoidea virens
Lineage: Eukaryota; Fungi; Ascomycota; Sordariomycetes; Hypocreales; Clavicipitaceae
Exons: 4
Coding region: 1-1254 (417 amino acids)
Cellular component (GO): cytoplasm
Molecular function (GO): ATP hydrolysis activity; GTP binding
Source: RefSeq, a predicted model, not a curated record